AUGUCGUUGACCUCAUUGUCAUCGCUUUCAAAAUGCCCGUAUGCGCACCCGUCGUGUUCAAGACUCAGGUGCAUGUUGCCCGCCAUGCCCUCGAACGAUUUACAGUCUGAUGUAGAUCUGAGUGGUUCCUCGGUGGGCUCCUUAUGCCAGCCGUCGCCGUGGACAACAACGACGUCGUCGUCGCCAUCAGAUGUUUCUAGCGAAGCAGGGCACGUGGCACCAUGGGUAGUCAACAACGUGUCCACAGCGCGCUCCGAUACGAGGAUCGCCGCUCAGCGCAAACUGCCUGGCAAACUCGUGGUAUUCACUGUGCGAGGUGUUGUGCUUGGCCUUGCCGUGCUUCCGCUCUCUGCCCCGAUAGCCGUUAUGGGUUAUGGGUGGCACGGGUAUGCAGAUUUCUCUGGUCUUCAGGACUUGGAUGGUGCGAACACGUGCAGUGCAACCGUCGGUGGUUCAUAUCUUCUCCGAGGCAAUCCGCACUGGGUCGCCCUGGGGAACACGUACAAAUUCAGGAUGGCGACCGUGGCGAUCUCGGCGUUUUCUGUGGCCGUGAUCGCAUGCUUCGCCGUGCGCGGUGUGCGGAACCGGACUCCUCUCAUCACGCACGUGCAGUGCUGGCUUCUGCUGAACUGGCUGCAGGGGGUCGCCUUGUGCUUCGAGCGCGGCUGUAAAUGGUGCGUCGACUCGGACGACGCCAGCAUAGAGAGAUACUGCAGCCCGCUGUGGCAGGGACGCUCGAUGCUGACAGCCAGCGUGUACGCAUACCUGACAUUCCUGAUCAGGAUGAGGCACAUGGCGGUGCAGAGCGCGUUCCCAGAGAAGAGGCACGUGAAGGACACCAUAUUGGACAUCUUCCGGUUACAGGUGCUGAUCGUUCUGGUGUGCUUGUGCGUUUCUGUCGCGCGCGAGGCUUGGAGCCCAGGCAGUCAGGAUUUGGCGACCAUGACAGUUGUGUGCGUCAUGGUGAAUUUUGUAUUGACUGCUGUAAGCAUGUUCUUUUCGCUACAUUUGUUCAUUGGCCACCUUCGGGUAGCUGAGGACAUCGUGAAGGUGUCUUCUGGACGGCGACGAAUGGAAGCCAAGUGCGUCGUGAGUUCCGUGCAGAGACAAGUCAUUGCGCACGCACUGGCGUUCGCGUUUGACAUCGCAGCUGUCAUCCCAGCGUCUCUGGCCGCGCUGGAGUGGUCGUGGUUCCCUGGCCGCGAAACGCCGACCUUCGUGAUGUUUCAGGAGCUCUUUCUCGGUGCAGAUCUGAUCGCCAACUCCUGCCUGGUCCUCAGCUACUGGGGGCUCGUGCCCAGGCCAGCCAUUCGGGGCCGAAGGGCCAGCCGCCAGACGCACCUGAAUCAGGAGCCGCGGCUGCCGCAGCGCUCCGAUUCCGAGUGGGACCGCAAGGUUGGGGAGUUGGCCAACAGGGGAAUCACUCUCAGGGCGCUCUUGCAUUUUUACAUGGACCUGGGGGUGAGGAACAUGCCGCACUUUGAUCCCGAUGCCCACUCAACGGAAGACGUGGCCCGCCAGGCCAUCAUUCCCCUCACCGCUGCCGAUCCGACAUUCGGGCCGUGCGCGCUGGCCACGAAGCUCAUGGAAGGGCGGCCCACAUUGGCGCAGCGUAUGGUCACGCACACGUGGCGCAACAAGUUCGCAGACCUCAUAGCCGCCAUCGUGGCAGACGCACUGGAUCAGACCACGUAUGAGGCAAUUCUGCCCAGAUUGAAGCCGCAUCUGAUAGGAUGCUUAGUCGAAGAGCUGGAGACGGGCGGCCGGCUAGAGAUAACGUACUGGGUGUGCGUGGCAAGUGUGAACCAGCACGCGUCGAUCUGCGCUCACGUGCCACGGGUGCCACAGGAGAGCACCGGUGGUGUGCUUAUUCCAGGGCACCCAGUCUGCACCUGCAGCCAUCCCAAGUGGCUCAAUGAUUCGUCGCCUCGCAAUUGCGAUGGUGAAAGUAUACUCUGCGAGAUGAACAAGUUCGACGCCAUGAUGAUCCUUCUCGCCGAAGGCAACCAUGAUUUUAGGCAGGUGAUCGCGUGCGACUGCGAGUUCCAGGUGUUCACGAGAAGUUGGUGCAUCGCGGAGAUCUACAUGGCGCACGAGCACUGCAUGAAGGCCUCCCUCAUCGUGCACUCUGCCAGAAUGAUGGCACGCCAUCGUGAUGUGGUAGAGCAACUCGAUGUGCGAAAUAUGUCGGCCUCUCGACCCGAGGAUAAGGCAGCUAUCAUGCGAAACAUUGCUGAUCCUAUUGCAUUCAAUGAAACAGUGAAAUGGAUUUUGUUUGACGAAGACAAGGGCCUAUUCAAGGGCCAAGGAACAUUGCACACCGCGGCAUUGCUGGGGCGCAUCUCUAGCACGCGUUACAGGGCCGCGGAGACUACUGUAGGCGAAGAGCUGGGGGAUUCUGCGGACACGAAACGCCCAGUCUUUCUUGCAGUCUGA
Messenger RNA from Prorocentrum cordatum, 2436 nucleotides. NCBI's taxonomy places the organism in Eukaryota, Dinophyceae, Prorocentrales, Prorocentraceae. The record is from the annotation of a GenBank genome assembly.